UGCCCGUCAUAGAACACUUGGUUGAUAGGUUACCCCACGUAGGCGCGGUCGGAGCAUAUUUGAAUAAGUAAUCUUGAAAAAUAUUAUAUUUCCGGGGUUCCUAGAGUCACGUAGAUCACUCUAGAUAUGCUUUCACUCGUGCCGCGGGCUGCCCAGGGCGCUAGUCGUGCCCGAUCCGGCAGGGGAGGCGCCAGGCAUGGGCUGCGGGAGCUCCUUCGCUGUGUCACCGCCUAAACCUGUGCAAAUCAACGUCAUAGAGCCAACCAGUAUAUUUGUGGACACUGCAGCACAAGGUGAAAGCCAAGUCCAGUUUGAAAGGAAGCUUUCCUUAUCCGUCAAAUACCAUCAAGGGGGACAAACAGUUUCAAGUUCAACGCCUAACUUCUCCAAGGAAAGAGUAGCGGAGUCAAGUCCAACCACGUCUUCCUUACAAAACAGCCAGGAAGAAAAUAUGGCGUCAUCACAAGCAGCAGACAUCAUGAUCAGUGGGGACGGAAACGACCGGGACUUCAUUAAUUUUUUGUCCAGAGAGUUGUGUAGAGAAGGACUGAUGGUGUGGAAUGAGGGAAGAAAAGAACCCACAGCUGGGUCCAACCCCUCUCUGCGAGCACAGGCCAUAGUAGAAGCAAAGGCCUUCGUCAUAGUGUUGAGCAGCAACGCGGUUCGGUCUCAACACUGCACUGACGAGGUAUCACUGGCCUACAUCUCCAACAAGGCCAUGUUCCCUGUGGCUAUGGAGUCCUUUGAUAAGAUCUACCGGGAUCUGGAUUUUGGCAUGAAGUUGACACUUGCCAAGCUGAACUGGAUGUUUUUCACCAAUGACGAGGAGUGUCAGAAGAGCUUGCCCACUCUGGUCACCACCAUCAGAUCCUCCCUCAACAUCCUCUCACAAACAGACGGAGUCGUGUCCACAUACCAAGUCAGUCAGCUGUACGUCAACGACAAGGAGAAGACGCAGGAGGCCACGCCCGGAUUCUGGGAGCGAAAGUUCGGAAACGUGAGGACAAACAUUCCUUGGGUGGAAUUCAAGAAGGCAUUCCAGGAGGAAUACCAGCACAAGCUUGAUAAACAUUUUCCCGGAAAACAACAAGAGUUUUUGAUGAGACUCAUCAAUAAGGACUUGCUUGAUGGGAGUCCGCGGUUUCAUCGGGAGGCGUACGAUAAUUUCUGCGGGACGCAGGUCAACAAACCCCAUGGGUUUUAUAGCAGACUGAAGGAGUAUUGCGGCAGUAAGCACGCCAUGAGGGAGGUCUUUAGUAUGGACUCCACGGUCCGGUUGUCGGCAAUACAGAAUCUGGGCAAAUUUAAGACACCUGGUGUGGUGUCUUCUCUCAAGAAGCUCCUUGUAGAUGAAGAUCCGAACAUCCGGGCUGUUGCAUCCAUUGCACUGGGCAAGACAGGCACGUGUACACCGGACAUAGUGGAAGCACUGGUCAACCUUCUGAAGGAUGAAGACAGAUUGGUACGUGAGAGCACGUGUGUGUCGCUGGGUUACCUACAGGCCCAGGAUGCUGUACCCCACGUCAUUAACGCUUGGAGGAAUGACCCCAUCUCCCAUGUCCGAGAAGCGGCGCAGGCAGCCCUGCGUGUGAUUGGUGGAGAAGAGGCCAACCAAGCCGUCCACAUCACGCAGGUGCUGACCAGGGAGAUGAACGACCUGGCCAAGUGAUCUUUUAUUGUCCAGUGAAACAAAAACAUGCCUUAAAGUACCAGAGUUAAAACCAGGAUUGAUGUACAGGAUUGAUGUUCAAACCUAGGAUUGAUGCUCAAAAAUUUGUAUUUUCCCAGCAGGACUAUGAUAGAGUGGAAUUCGUUAUCACUAAGCACAGGAGAGGCAUCUUCGUUUGAUAGUUUUAAAGAGCAUUUACUGAUAGUGUAAAAGCUAGGUCUAAUAGGUCGUUCAGUGUAAUAUAACCAGCUACUACCAUGCCAAGUGCCUGUGAAGCUGGUGUGUUACGCCGAAUGGUGGUUAUACCGGGUAUAUAGAUACAGAAUGAUAUAGAUACAGAAAACUGUAUAAAGUGGUACCAAGGCCAGGCGCCUAAGCAUUUGCACAUUCAAAUAAUACUUGUAGUACACAAUUUACAAAAAGCGUUUGAAGCACUUUUCAAAGACGUGGGAAUCUUCGGAAAAUUGCAAUCUUUUAUUCAAGGCUAUCAAAUUUUUGUCACAGUAUAUGCCUGCUCUAUGUUUUUAAGUCAAAAUAUUGUGGGUAGAAACAGGCACCAAACCCUCUCCCAAUGCAGGUGUUUGCCACUUUGCAUAUAAGACUACAUUUUUCAUAAGGUGUACAUGUCUUGCAUAGGGCUUUGUGCAUUUUUAUCAAGAUUUGUAUGUUUUAUGUGAUUCAGGUGUUUUUCACUAUGCUUUUCGUAUAAUUUGUGAAUACUUAGCCACCCUGUGGAUAAUAACAGGUAUAGAUUUAUAUCAAAAGGUAUAUAAAUUGAUAUCUAUAAACCAGCUGAUGAAUACUGGGUAACGUUGUAAAAUAAUACAUAAUAUUAUACAAGUAUUGUGGUAAUACACUGUUGUAUAAAUACAAAGUCUUAGACUCAGAUCAAAAUUAUUCUAUCCAUCACGUAUUCACGUCAAUGAAGUUUAGACAUACAGGUCAAAGAUAUGCCAAAAAGCAGUUACUCAAGCAACUGGAUAUGAUUUUGGAAACGGUCAGAUGCUUUAGACAACCAGUCUUUCAUCAGUGACACUGGAGAAGUCUUGUUCAAGAGAUUUUUUAUAUCCUAGCUAUGAAUUGAUAUGCAAAAGAGAUUAGUUAUCUAGUUCAUGGUGUCUUAAACAUUUUCAAAAUCAUAUCCAGUUUCUUGAGUAACUGCUUUUUAAUGCAGUAAGUAUUUACUUUCAUGGAACUAAACUGUACAACGACUAUUUUGUCAUUUUGUGAGCAGAAUUUUCCCCCCGAUGUAUAGGUAAGAUUGGUACAUGUGGGAACACAUUGUCAGGUGUGAAAUAUUGUUCAGUUUUUGACCCUGUAAUGUUAGAAGCUACUACUUUGACUAUGGCAUCAUAUAUUUUUGUACAGUGUCAGGUAUUCUGUAAUUUUAUGAGUAGAAUUCUACACCAGAUUUGUAACUAAAAGUGUUAUGAAGAAGACAUUGUGCCAGUAUUCAAUAACGUUCAAAGUUUUUAAUUUUUAAGUGUUUUAUGUUCUUGGUAGCUACAUGUGUACUGCUGUGACAGAGGCAUCAUAUAUUUUUGUACUGUCCUGUUUUAUUUUUGUGCUUGAAUUUUUGUGUGUAUUAUAUGCGACUAAUGUAGUGUCAUUUUCUUAUUUAUAGAAAAGAAAUGUGUGUUUUUGUAGCGGAUUGGCCCACGAUAAAUCAGGUAAUCUCAUUAAUAUUCAUUAACAAGGCACCCGUAAAUACGUAAAAGGUUUUUCUGAGGCUGGAAAGGCGGAAUUGAUAUCGUAAAGCAUUGCUGCAAGAGUCAACCUUGUGUGGUAGCAUUGUACAUGUUGUAAGUCUAGGAAUCAUGGUAAGCGUCCUAUAUAAUACUGUACAGAUUUUACAAGAACUAUGUGUAUUUUUAAAAAUUAUUUGUAUAAGAGUGUACUUGCUAUUCUACAGAAUACAAAGAUUCACCUGGGCAAAA
This is a messenger RNA of Branchiostoma floridae (Florida lancelet), 3606 nucleotides long. RefSeq lists its product as uncharacterized. Gene Ontology annotation, biological process: signal transduction. The transcript has 8 exons. The coding region runs from base 197 to 1669 and encodes 490 amino acids. Gene Ontology annotation, molecular function: oxidoreductase activity. The record is from RefSeq and is a predicted model, not a curated record. NCBI's taxonomy places the organism in Eukaryota, Metazoa, Chordata, Leptocardii, Amphioxiformes, Branchiostomatidae.